AUGGCGGACGUGUUCAGGGGAAUUGGCGCAGUAGUGUCAACGCAAGUGUUAUCAAGGGCUUUGACGUUUAUUCUGAAUGUCUUAGUGGCACGCCUUGCAUCACCCUCUGCCUAUGGGGUAGGCUACGUGUCUCUGCAGCUUUUGAGCAACCUGGUGCUCUUCUUUGCCAAGGAGGGCUUCCGCAAAGUCGCGCCGGAUGCUUGA
Molecule: messenger RNA, 204 nt
Organism: Cladocopium goreaui
Lineage: Eukaryota; Dinophyceae; Suessiales; Symbiodiniaceae
Source: the annotation of a GenBank genome assembly